Molecule: messenger RNA, 1836 nt
Organism: Benincasa hispida (wax gourd)
Lineage: Eukaryota; Viridiplantae; Streptophyta; Magnoliopsida; Cucurbitales; Cucurbitaceae
Gene: ABCG8
Product: ABC-2 type transporter family protein
Biological process (GO): transmembrane transport
Cellular component (GO): membrane
Molecular function (GO): ATP binding; ATP hydrolysis activity; ABC-type transporter activity
Source: RefSeq, a predicted model, not a curated record
AUGGAAAAAGACCAACCACCACCACUGCCACCGUCGCCGCCACCCAAGAAGCUACACAUUAACAGAUCAUCAAUCUCCUACGCCAAAUCCACCGCCGCGGCCGCCUCCAUCUCGCCGUACAACUGGUUCAAAUCCUGCACACGCCGAACCCCAACCUACAUUCUCCGAAACAUUUCCUUCACAGCUCACCCUUCUCAAAUCCUCGCCAUCGUCGGCCCAAGCGGCGCCGGAAAAUCAACUCUCCUCGACAUUCUCGCCGCCCGAACCUCACCGACACACGGCGCCCUCCUCCUCAACUCCGCCCCUCUCAACCCUUCCACUUUCCGUAAACUCUCCGCCUACGUCCCUCAACACGACGCCUCUCUCCCUCUCUUAACCGUCUCCGAAACCUUCGCCUUCACCGCCCGCCUCCUCCUCCCUAAAAAAUCCCAAAUCCUGACCACCGUCAACUCCCUCCUAGCCGACCUCCGCCUCACCCACGUCGCCAACACCCGCCUCAUCUCCGGCCUCUCCGGCGGCGAAAGGCGGCGCGUCUCAAUCGGCUUAAGCCUCCUCCACGGCCCAGCCGUUCUACUACUUGACGAACCCACCUCCGGGCUCGACAGUGGGUCGGCAUUUAACGUGAUCUCGACCCUUAAAUCGAUCUGCGAAUCGCGUAAUAGGACGGUGGUGGUUUCGAUUCACCAGCCGAGUUAUCGGAUAUUGUCAGCCAUUGAUGGGAUUCUUUUGCUAUGUAAAGGAUGUGUGAUUCACCAUGGGAGUGUUUCGAGCUUGGAGAGUUAUUUAGUUUCGAAGGAAUUUUGCAUUCCGCCGCAGCUUAAUCCUUUGGAAUUUGCUAUGGAAAUUCUCAAUAACCUUACGCCUUCUUCUUCUAAUUGUAGUUCGGAUUGUGAUGAUUCUUCGGGCGUAAUUAUUGGUAAUGAAGGUAUUAAUUGUUCGAAUUAUGAAGAUAAUGAUGAGAUUAAAUACAGGAGCUCCAGAUUGCAUGAAAUCUUGACCCUUCAUUGGCGAUUUUGGAUUAUUAUUUUUCGAACGAGGCAGCUGCUUUUGACUAAUACUUUGGAAGCUCUCAUUGUUGGAAUUGUCUUAGGAACAAUUUACAUAAACAUUGGAAUGGACAAAGCCGGCAUAGAGAAAAGAUUGGGUCUAUUCGCCUUCACGCUUACAUUCCUCCUCUCUUCCACAACCGAAACUCUCCCCAUUUUCCUCAACGAACGCCCCAUUCUCCUCCGUGAAACCUCCGCCGGCGUCUACCGUCUCUCCUCUUACAUAAUCGCCAACACCCUCGUUUUCCUCCCUUACCUCCUCGCCGUUGCCGUCAUCUACUCCGCCUCCGUCUACUUCCUCGUCGGACUCUGCGCCACGUGGCAAGCUUUCGCCUACUUCGUCCUCGUCAUCUGGAUCAUCAUUCUCAUGGCCAAUUCCUUCGUUCUUUUCUUGAGCUCCCUCGCCCCGAAUUUCAUCGCGGGGACGUCGCUCGUUACCGUUCUCCUCGCUGCGUUUUUCCUUUUCUCCGGCUACUUCAUCUCCCAAGAAAGCUUGCCUAAGUUCUGGAUGUUUAUGAACUUCAUGUCAAUGUACAAGUAUGCUCUUGACGCAUUGCUAAUCAACGAAUAUUCGUGCUUGGUUUCUAGAUGCUUCAUUUGGUUUGAAGAGAAUGAAAGGGAAUGUUUGGUUACGGGAGGAGAUGUGUUGGUUAAAAGAGGCCUUCAUGAGAAUCAACGGUGGACGAAUGUUUAUGCUUUGGUGGCGUUUUUUGUGUUAUAUCGACUUCUUUGUUUGCUUGUUUUGAUUAGAAGGGUUUCUACAUCUAAGAAAUAAUAAUAAUAAUAAUUA